Molecule: messenger RNA, 1864 nt
Organism: Macadamia integrifolia
Lineage: Eukaryota; Viridiplantae; Streptophyta; Magnoliopsida; Proteales; Proteaceae
Product: UPF0481 protein At3g47200-like
Exons: 1
Coding region: 195-1655 (486 amino acids)
Source: RefSeq, a predicted model, not a curated record
AAGUCUGUUACAGACCAUGAGAAAAGCAGUUUCAAGAUUUGGAGAAAUGAGAGUCAGGAAUUUCUAUGCAAUACCAAGCUUGAAAUUGAAGCAAAGGAAGGAUCUUUCUACUUAAGCUGAUCUUAUAAAUUGCAGAAGGAAAUUCACUAUUGCAACUAAGAUAUUAACUGCCACUUUUGUUGUGUGAGUGAAUAAUGGCCAGCAACAAUGAAAAACUUUCUGUUAGUAUUGAGAGGUCAGAGAAAAAAAAGGUGAUCGUAGAAAAUCCAAAUGAAGUUAGAGGAAGCAGUACUGCCCCUGCUGUUAUAGUUGAUGAGCGUGAAAGGUCUACUGUGACCACAGAGAGAAGUCCGAAGUGGUUUCUACCCAUACUAGUUGAGGUAGCAGAAACCCAUCAAACUAGAACCAAGGAGCUUAUGCAUAAGGUUCCAACAUUCCUAAGAAGCAUUGAAAACCACAAAGGCUGCUUUGAUCCAAUGGCUGUCUCCAUCGGUCCUUACCACCAUGGGAAGAAGGAGGUAGCAAAAGUGGAGAAGCUUAAGGCUGAAAUAGCAAAGGACUUCAUCGGCGAAGACAUUGAAAAAUUAGAUUGGUUUGAAGAGGUAGCUCGCAAUGCAAGAGCAUGUUACUACUACGAUGAUGAGGAGGAAGGCUCGUUGAACAAAUGGAAGGAUGAUCAAUUCACACGCAUGAUGUUCCUGGACGGUUGUUUCAUUCUAUAUAUCAUUUCUUGUCAAGGGGAUAACAAACUCAAUAGUAAUACCAAGCUGAAGCCUUAUCAAAUGGCCUUCGUUUCUCGAGACUUGUUUCUGCUAGAGAAUCAGCUACCCUUUCUAGUUCUUGAGGAAUUGAUGAAGUUGAAAGACAAGGUAAAUGAUUGGCAUCAACGCAUCCAAAAAUUUGUAACAAAUCGAACUAACCUCUGCAGCAGCAACACCACCAAGUCUUUCGUCGAUCAAAAUGAUGAUAGACAUGCUCACCUCCUUGACCUACUCCACAAGACGCUCUCUGGUGUAGGAAAGGACAGUGGAUCUCAGCAAAGAAAUAAUGAUUCGCAUACAUUCCGUUCUGUGAUUGAGCUUAAAGCAGCUGGGAUUAGGUUCAAGAAAAGCAACCAUGGAGGGAACUUAGAAGAUGUCAAGUUUGAACUUCAUUCCUGGUACGGAAAUGUGUUUCUUCCUCCUCUUAUUAUUGAUGACUUAACCAGAUCUAGUUUCUUGAACUUAGCAGCAUAUGAAGCAUGCCCUGAUGGUCCCAGUGACUCUCUAGUUACUUCAUACAUUUGUUUCCUUGAUGCACUCAUUGAUAGAGCUGAAGAUGUGAAAGAGCUGCGCUCAAAGGGCAUACUCCACAAUCUCCUUGGCAGUGACGAAAAAGUGGCUGAACUCUUCAAUGAAUUGGCAAACCAAUUGGUGCCAAGUCAAAGUACCCAAUAUAGUAUUGUUAUGAACGACAUUGAGAGGUUCUACAAGCUGAAAUGGUUCAGAUGGGCACGCGAAUUUUGCAGCACACAUUUCAGAAGCCCCUGGACUGCGUUUGCCUUAUUUGUUGGAGCAGCUCUUAUCCUUCUCACCUUUGUGCAGACUUACUUUGCUGUUUUCCCAGUAAAAGGAGAGGAGGAGAGGAGAGCUCCGAGGACAAUUCGUUACAGCUAGCUAACUCAUAAUGUUGCAUCUCUGUCUUACUAGCUCUGCUGUGUGUAUUUUGUGUGCUUUGAGUUUAAAGCUGAGGUUUUAUUAUGUUCUGUUUUACCAGUCAUAUAUGGUGGUUGAUCUUAUGCUUUUUAUUAAUGAUUGUUUGAGUCCCUUAUGUUUUGGUUGAUAAUGUCAGUAAUAUAUAUGCUUCACUUUGGUUUGCAGUUUCA